This is a messenger RNA of Vairimorpha ceranae, 168 nucleotides long. RefSeq lists its product as hypothetical. The coding region runs from base 1 to 168 and encodes 55 amino acids. The transcript has a single exon. The record is from RefSeq and is a predicted model, not a curated record. Lineage: Eukaryota; Fungi; Microsporidia; Nosematidae.
AUGCAUGCAAUAAUUUUGAAAUAUUUUAUGUAUACAAUAAAUUAUUAUAUUUAUGCAUGCAAUAAAUUAAAAUAUUUAUGUAUACAAUUAACUAAUAAAUUUAAAAGACUUUUCUAUGCAUUUAUUAAAAAAAUAAAUUUUAAAAUAUUUUAUCUGUGUAUUUAUUAA